Molecule: messenger RNA, 1541 nt
Organism: Erpetoichthys calabaricus (reedfish)
Lineage: Eukaryota; Metazoa; Chordata; Cladistia; Polypteriformes; Polypteridae
Product: cysteinyl leukotriene receptor 2-like
Exons: 2
Coding region: 182-1147 (321 amino acids)
Biological process (GO): G protein-coupled receptor signaling pathway
Cellular component (GO): plasma membrane
Molecular function (GO): G protein-coupled receptor activity
Source: RefSeq, a predicted model, not a curated record
CGCACUGAGCUGAGCUGCCGGCUCCGCCCACCGGCUGUGGUCUCCUCCGCUCUGCUUGAGCUCACAUCAGUCAGGAGGCAACGGUUGGACUGAACGCUUGCUGUGUGGACCGAUCUGAAGGGAAGGAGAAGAAAGGAGAGCUUUUCAAGAUAAUAAACAGCAACAGACCAGAGAGGCCAGAAUGAUGAACAUGUCGAUAGACCCCAUGAACUGCUCCAUUAACAAGUUUAAAGGCCAGGUUUACCCCGUUGCGUACCUAACAAUCUGCGUUGUGGGUUUUUUGAGCAAUGGCCUGUCCUUGAUCAUUUUCCUGAAGUCCUACAAGAAGGGAAGUUCGGUCAACAUUUACAUGCUGAAUUUACUAGUUUCUGACCUGCUGCUCCUGUGCAGUCUUCCUUUCCGUGCAGUUUAUUACCUGAUGGAAUGCACCUGGAUCUUUGGAGACAUGAUGUGUCGGAUUUUGUCUUUUGCUUUGUACGUCAACAUGUACAGCAGCAUUUUCUUCCUCAUGGCACUGAGCAUCAUGCGCUACCUGGCCAUCGUGCACCCAUACAAGUACGUAAAGAUACGAAACUCUGACGGAGCCAAAAUUGUGUGUGCAAUAGUCUGGGUCACCGUGGCGGCCAUGUCUAUUCCGUUUUUGGUUUUUCGCAGCUUGGAGGAUAAAGGAAAAAUCAAAUGUCUUGAGCUCAAUUCUGCAAAUGUGGUGAUGAUUUCAAAGCUCAACUACGUGGUGCUUGUCCCUGGUUUCCUGGUUCCAUUUAUGACAAUUGUCAUCUGCUACUGGUUUGUUGUUAAAAACUUACAGAAGCAUAAAGAGAACCACAAAAAGAGCUUACAUCACCAAAAGUCGAUCGCCUUGGUUAUCAUUGUCACCUGCAUGUUCCUUAUUUGCUUCCUGCCUUACCACAUUAUAAGGACUGUCUUUUUGGAAAUAUAUAAAAGCUACAUAAGUGGAAAUUAUGAUACUUGUGGCCCUCUCAACAAUAUCCAGAAGGCGGCAGUGUUCACACAUUGUUUAGCAGCAUCAAACAGCUGCUUGGACCCUCUGCUUUAUUUGUUUGUGGGUGAGAAUUUCAGGAGUUGGUGGAGAAAACAAAAGCAAUCCGAAGAGUUGGGCAAGAUGAAUUUAAAAGACCAGAACUAAAUUGGAGGACCAAGCGAGGGGCUGAAACUUCUACUUUCAUCUUCAAAAAUGGUGGUUGAGACAAGUUACAUAAUUCAUCAGAUUGGCCAUUUGAUUGCACGUUUGCUUUGAGUUUAUUUUUUUUCUGAACAGUAAACCGAGGCACUAAGAUAAGCCACCUAUAGCCGAAGAGUUUCAGAAUGUGGUGCAAGGCUGAUGAAUGCGGACUGUGGUGUACAUGUCCUCCACAACGUUUGAUCUCAGAUGCAUCUUUGGUCAGAUCUGCAAAGCUGCUAAUCAUAUGAAGAGUCAAGUUAUUUUAUCAGCUUUUACUAGGAAAUAUUGUAGGUGGUUAUAUGUGAAAUGUUGCAAAUAUUUACUUUAAUUGUUUGUCAAAUAUAAUUUUUUUGAAUGA